Messenger RNA from Cyanidioschyzon merolae strain 10D, 1092 nucleotides. Its product is annotated as probable inositol monophosphatase inositol monophosphatase. The transcript has a single exon. Gene Ontology annotation, biological process: inositol metabolic process; signal transduction. Lineage: Eukaryota; Rhodophyta; Bangiophyceae; Cyanidiales; Cyanidiaceae. The coding region runs from base 1 to 1092 and encodes 363 amino acids. The record is from RefSeq and is a predicted model, not a curated record. Gene Ontology annotation, molecular function: inositol monophosphate 1-phosphatase activity.
AUGGGUAUCACGGAACAGUUGGACGAGACGGUGUCGAAGACCGAGACAAGCGGCGUGCUUCCCUCGGUGAGCGCCGUUGCCGAACUCGUAGCCGGGUGGUUUGGUUUCGAUGAGGUGCAGGAUCAGGAUCUAUACAGCGAGACGAUUGCGGCUGCUGUUGCGGUGGUCGCAGGAGGCCUGAUCCUCAAAGCAGCGUGGAACCAGCUGCACUGUCCACAGGCGCUGUAUGCGGAUAGCAGUAGCGCGCCUGCUGGAAGCAAGUCUCAGGUGCUCGUUGCUACCAAGACGAGCUCUGCUGACAUUGUCACCAGUGUAGAUCGUCAGAUAGAAAGUGAGAUUCGACGGAUCCUGGUACCAGCGUUUCCAGGCUAUGCCUUUAUCGGGGAAGAGUCCGCGUACGUCUCCAGCACAGUGACGAUGAACGCCGCAAAAACGGGUGCACCAGCGUGGAUGGUUGACCCCCUGGAUGGUACGACCAAUUUCGUGUCAGGUGUACCCCAUAUUUGCACCUCUGUGGCGUUACUCCGGGAAAGACACGUAGUUCUCGGGGCCGUCUACAAUCCGCUCACAGAUGAUUUAUGGGUAGCAGUACGCAACCGUGGUGCCUUUCUCAACGGUAGGCGCUUGUAUUGUCAGCGCCAUGUUCCCCUGUCGGAUGCGGUUGUUGUGACAGAGUUUGGGUAUGAGCGCAGCGCCGAGGGCGCCCGGCGUAUGUGCGCUGUGGUUGAGCGGCUGCUCUGUGAGCGCGUUCGAGCGAUUCGCAUGCUCGGUUCGGGUAUCUUGGAUUUGCUGUUUACAGCGCAAGGUGUCGUACAUGUGGUGUACGCGGGAAUUGCCGGCGAGGGCUGGCAACCCUGGGACUACGCUGCUGGUGUUCUGAUUGCCAAAGAGGCCGGCUGUGUUGUCGCGUCACUCGAGUCACCACCUGGGAUGACUUGUGACGGCGAGUUCCUGUCGCGCUGUGCCCAUGACUUUGACAUUUUCGGCCAGAGCAUCCUGUGCGCAUCCAGCCGUGAUCUCGCCCUCGAGGUGCACCACGUCAUUCGGGAAGCCUGCGAUCGCGUCUCAGAAAAGCAUCCGGCCGAUGCAUGA